ACACGCGCACGCAGCCUCAGGUGGCGGACAGUUUAUCCACUCUCCACAUCACCUGUGACACACCAGGAGCUCCUGCCAACACAGACCUCCGUGCUCAGCGUUGCUCUCGCCGGGCCAGAGGACGACUUUCUCGGGGUUGAAGUAGCUCCUCCACUCGGCAUCUCCUCACCGGCGGCGGGAAGACAAGUGACGACGAUGGCGUCCAACGAGUUGCGGCUCCAACAACCACCGCCCCCGAAGGAUGCGGCGGACCAGAACUUUGACUACAUGUUCAAGCUGCUGAUCAUCGGCAACAGCAGUGUGGGCAAGACCUCCUUCUUGUUCCGCUACGCCGACGACUCCUUCACCUCAGCCUUCAUCAGCACCGUGGGCAUCGACUUCAAAGUCAAGACCGUCUUCCGCAACGACAAACGGAUCAAACUGCAGAUCUGGGACACGGCGGGACAAGAGCGCUAUCGGACCAUCACCACCGCGUACUACAGAGGCGCCAUGGGCUUCCUGCUCAUGUAUGACAUCACCAACCAGGAGUCCUUCAACGCCGUCCAAGACUGGGCCACGCAGAUCAAACAAUACUCGUGGGACAACGCCCAGGUGAUCCUGAUCGGUAACAAGUGUGACAUGGAAGAUGACCGGCUGAUACCCACAGAGGACGGCCAGCGUAUUGCAGAGGACCUUGGUUUCCAGUUCUUCGAGGCCAGCGCGAAGGACAACAUCAACGUCAAGCAGGUGUUCGAGUGCCUCGUGGACGUGAUCUGUGACAAGAUGAACGAGAGCAUGGAGGCGGACUUGAACGUAGCGCCCAACCACAGGAACCAAGGCUUGAAAGACUCGCCUCCUUCCAUUAACAAGAGCAACUGUGCUUGCUAAACCACACAGACACACACACACACACACACACACACACACACACACACCCACCAAUACUGGUAAUCAACUUUUCUGUGCCUGGACUGUGGGACUUGCUGCUCCUCUUCCUCUCUGUUCACUGCAGCCCCGCCCAGCACAAAAGGCAGAAGGCUGAGAUAGUCAUCAUCACUGUUACACCCCUGCGCCGUAAAAGGCCCCUCUCAUUCUUUUCUCCCGAGGACUCAACCCUCACGCUCCGCUCUGUCCACAACCACUAUCAAGUACGUGCUGAAAACAUGCAUGACGAUGUCAUCACAUCCAACACAUCUGAAGGCAAUAUUAGAAACUCUGCCAUUGCUCUAUGAGACAAUACUGUUCCAUUUUAACUGGUAAUGUCCGACAGUUAUUGGCUUAUGUAUACUGUUUUUUCAUUUGUGCACUGCAUUAUGACAGCGGUGUCAAAUAUUUAAUAUACUAUUUAACCUGAGCUGAACCAUACCAUACCAAUCCCACAUUUUAAGUGAAAAAAACGUGAAAACAAAAUGGCAAAACACUGUAAAAACUCAAAUGUUAGGUUUUGUUAUAGUAAUAAAAAAUACUCUGUGCUUGUA
Molecule: messenger RNA, 1457 nt
Organism: Nerophis lumbriciformis (worm pipefish)
Lineage: Eukaryota; Metazoa; Chordata; Actinopteri; Syngnathiformes; Syngnathidae
Gene: rab3db
Product: RAB3D, member RAS oncogene family, b
Molecular function (GO): GTPase activity; GTP binding
Source: RefSeq, a predicted model, not a curated record